Molecule: messenger RNA, 580 nt
Organism: Diuraphis noxia (Russian wheat aphid)
Lineage: Eukaryota; Metazoa; Arthropoda; Insecta; Hemiptera; Aphididae
Product: peptidyl-prolyl cis-trans isomerase-like
Biological process (GO): protein peptidyl-prolyl isomerization; protein folding
Cellular component (GO): cytoplasm
Molecular function (GO): peptidyl-prolyl cis-trans isomerase activity; cyclosporin A binding
Source: RefSeq, a predicted model, not a curated record
AUGUUUAAAAAUGGGAAAAUUUUUCUACUAACUUACUUUAUUGUAGGCAUUAGCACAGCAUUGAGUAUUUUAUCAAUGGCUAAUGCUGGUCCAAAUACCAAUGGUAGUCAAUUUUUCAUCACUACAGUCAAGACUACAUGGUUAGAUGGUAAACAUGUUGUUUUUGGAUCUGUUACCGAAGGUAUGGAUGUGGUGAAAAAAUUAGAGAGUUAUGGAACUGAUACUGGAGAGACCAAAAAGAAAAUUGUUGUCGCUAAUUGUGGAGAAAUUUAAGGCUUUUUUACUCUUAUUCUGUUAUUAACAUUUUAAUUUAAAAAUAUGCUGAAUUGUAUGUUAACUUUAUUCAGGAAUUACAAACAUUCCAUCUUUUUUAUUAUUUUAUAAUUAAUUUUCUCCUAUUUUUAUUUUAAUCUUAUGUAUGGAUAUCUUGAAUUGUUUAGAAAAUUAUAACAAGCUGAUGAUAAUUUUUAGAUGAAGAAAAAAACCAUUAACAGUUAUUAACUAGUUCUCUUUGAUAUGUUUUUCAUCUAGUGUUACAACAGUGGCUAAAAAAAGAAUAAUAAAUAGCGAUUAAAAAAAA